Messenger RNA from Limulus polyphemus (Atlantic horseshoe crab), 453 nucleotides. RefSeq names its product histone-lysine N-methyltransferase, H3 lysine-79 specific-like. The transcript has a single exon. The record is from RefSeq and is a predicted model, not a curated record. The annotation marks the transcript as partial. NCBI's taxonomy places the organism in Eukaryota, Metazoa, Arthropoda, Merostomata, Xiphosura, Limulidae.
GAGAAUGAAACACAAGAAAGUGAUCUGGCAGGGCGUAAUGAAAAGGAGAAUGAAACACAAGAGUGUGAUCUGGCAGAGCGUAAGGAAAAGGAGAAUGAAAUACAAGAAAGUGAUCUGGCAGGGCGUGAAGAAAAGGAGAAUGAAACACAAGAGACUGAUCUGGCAGAGCGUAAAGAAAAGAAGAAUGAAAUACAAGAAAGUGAUCUGGCAGGGCGUGAAGAUAAGGAGAAUGAAACACAAGAGAGUGAUCUGGCAGGGCGUACAAAAAAGGAGAAUGAAACACAAGAGAGUGACCUGUCAGGGCGUAAAAAAAGGAGAAUGAAACACAAGAGAGUGAUCUGGCAGGGCGUAAAAAAGGAGAAUGAAACUCAAGAGAGUGAUCUGGCAGGGCGUGAAGAAAAGGAGAAUGAAACACAAGAGAGUGAUCUAGCAAGGCGUAAAAAAGGAGAAUGA